AUGUCCCUCCCACGCACCCGCACCACCACCACCACCACCAUCACCCGCCUCCUCACCAAACGCCCACCCACCUACCUCAUCCCUCACACCCAAAUCCGCACCAUCAAAGCCGGCGCCGCCUCCUCAGCCAUCGAAUCCCCCUCCACGCUCCCCUCCUACCAUGACCGACUCGACCAGCCCCCAACCCCAACCCCCCAAUCGACGCUCUCAGCAGCCGAACAUCUCAUAACCACGCACCCACUCGUGCAAUCCCUGCGCUCGAACCCCUCGUACAAAGAAUCCCGUCCCCAUCUGCACAUGAAAUCCUCGCACCGGCCGAACCACUUCGUCGCGGGGACGCUCUCCGGCGCGAACAAGGUCACGGUGCCGCCGUAUAUGUUCACUUCUAUUGUCAACCGCAAACCUUGCUCCUCCCAGGAGGGGACAACAAAAGAAGGCAAGGAAUCUCCCCGCGCGCGCCUUAUCUCGGUCUUUCAUAUCGGGCCGCAACUCUGCGGACACCCUGGGUAUGUGCACGGAGGCCUGUUGAGCGUGAUGUUCGAUGAGGCGUUCGCGAGAUGCGUCUCGGAUUCAUUCAAGAGUGGGUUGGGCAUGACGGCGAAUUUGAAUGUGGAUUUUAGGAAGCCGGCGUUGCCGGAGCGGGUGUAUGUGCUGAAGGCGGAGACGAUUAAGGUGGAGGGGAGGAAGGCGUGGGUGGAGGGUGAGAUGAGGAGUAUGCCUGCUUCUGGUAGUGGGGAGGGUGAGGAAGGGGAGACCGUCGUGGCGGAGGCGAGGGCAUUGUUUGUGGAGCCGAAGUUUGCGGAGGUAAGUUCUUUCUUUUUUUCCCCAUUGGAGUUGAGUUUGAUGGAGGGAUGGGAUGAUGGCUGACUGAUUGGUGUUGUGUAGUCCAUGGUGCCGCUGUAUCGGAAUUGAAGUGUGAAAAAGGCGGAGACAGGAGAUAACAAUACCCUUUCAUUUCUUUGUGCGAUAGACUAUAGACCUAUGUAAUCAAUAGAUAGAUACAUCAGCAGACUAAUAGACUCACCGGCCUCGGAUACGAGUGGCAUUUCUAUCUAAAUGGAAGCAUGAAGCAACACCCCCGGACGCCCUUCC
Molecule: messenger RNA, 1092 nt
Organism: Aspergillus neoniger CBS 115656
Lineage: Eukaryota; Fungi; Ascomycota; Eurotiomycetes; Eurotiales; Aspergillaceae
Product: PaaI family thioesterase
Exons: 1
Coding region: 1-867 (288 amino acids)
Source: RefSeq, a predicted model, not a curated record